UGGUGCGGUCCUCCCUCCUCUGUCUCCCCGAAGCUGCCCCGCGAGCCCUCCCGGGGACUGAUGGGCUGGACCUGCCCGGGAGGCGACGGCUGCCGCGUGGACCGGACUCCAGUCCGCGGGAGCUGUCCCGCAGGGGUAGCUCGGCGCCCCAAAGGUUCCCCCUGCUAGCCCGGGGUGCACGCUUUUGGAGAGAGGGAGUAACCCUAUCUCCCUACAGUCCAGGUUUGUUGUCAAGGUCUUUUGGCCAAGCAGCUCCAUAUCUGGAUGGGGGAGUUAAACUCUUCACUGCCCACUUCACUGUCCACUCACUGAUCUCUCCUGCACUAAUGAAAGAAGACACUGAGAAUGGAUUACUGCAGCCAGACAACUUUAGUCCCAUGUGGACAAGAUAAAUACAUUUCCAAAAAUGAACUUCUGGUACAUCUGAAGACCUAUAAUUUAUAUUAUGAGGGUCAGAACUUGCAACUGCGGCAUCGAGAGGAAGAAGAUGAAUUCAUCGUGGAGGGAUUAUUGAACAUCUUCUGGGGCCUGCGCCGGCCUAUCCGUUUGCAGAUGCAAGAUGACAAUGAACGGAUCAGACCUCCUCCCUCCUCUUCCUCCUGGCACUCUGGCUGCAACCUGGGAGCCCAUGGGUCUAUAAUGAAGCCUGUUACCAUUCCAGAUAUUCAGAUAACAGACACAGAUGCAAACCCUGGAAGUGACAGGAGGCUUAGCCCAACAGGGACCAGAGACCUGAAGCCUCUACAAGAAGACACUCCUCAGCUGAUGAGGACACACAGUGAUGUUGGGGUUCGGCGCCGUGGCAACGUGCGCACCCCAAGUGACCAACGGCGCAUCAAGCGGCACCGUUUCUCCAUCAAUGGCCACUACUACAACCAUAAGACAUCUGUGUUCACCCCAGCCUAUGGUUCCAUCACCAAUGUCAGGAUUAACAGCACCAUGACAACGCCUCAGGUCCUUAAGCUCCUACUCAAUAAAUUUAAGAUUGAGAAUUCUGCUGAGGAAUUUGCUUUAUAUAUCGUUCAUACUAGUGGAGAGAAACAGAAGCUAAAGGUCACAGAUUACCCCCUGAUUGCCAGGAUCCUCCAAGGCCCGUGCGAACAGGUCUCCAAAGUCUUCCUCAUGGAGAAGGACCAAGUGGAAGAGGUCACCUAUGAUGUGGCCCAGUACAUAAAAUUUGAAAUGCCAGUCCUGAAGAGCUUCAUUCAAAAACUCAAAGAGGAAGAAGACCGAGAAGUAAAGAAACUAAUGCGCAAAUACACAGUGCUCAGAUUAAUGAUUGAACAGAGGUUAGAGGAGAUAGCAGAAAGCCCAGCAACAAUCUAAGCAGCCAGGUUGUGGCACUUCUGGAAACAGAUGAGUCUUAAGCCUUUGCUUAUAUGAAGAAAUCCUAAGAUGGAGAAGGAUGGAGGCCUCCUGAUGGACCUUAUAAACCCCUUCCCCCAACCUGGAACUUUUUGAAUACAAGUUACUCUCCUCAUCUUGGACCUGGAAGCAGACACACCAGCAGACAACUCUUGGAUACUCUUAAUUAUUGCCUCUUUUUCUUCUCUGGGGGAGAAUCUUGAUUUAUGGUGUCUAGAGGACUUCAUUAUGUGUAUGUUUGUGGUAUGUGUAUGUAUGUGCAUUUGUGCACUUGUAUGAGAGGGCUUGUAUGUGUGUGCUUGGGAGUGGUGGAGGAAGAGGGAGGAAGAGAGAAGUAUAUGUAUAUUUGUGGGGAAAUUGGGAAAGGAUCUCUUUUUGAAUAUUCAGAGUAUUUUCACAUGCAAUUUAAAAAUUCCAAACAACCAGCAACUGGGCCAUGAAUCUGGUAGAAAUGAAUGCUUCAGACCAAGAUGAUGUGUUCUGAUAGAUAAUAAGGGCCAGGGCCCCAGGAUUAGUUAGGGCUCUUGAUUAGAGGGGCUAGUUGUUCAGAGGCCAUGGUUCCUACUGCUCUCCUUUUAAAUGAUGCUACCAUUUGGGAAUUACAUUUUAGUAUUUAAAGAUGAUUUGUUGUCUUUACAAAGAACAGGAGGAAGUGUUGAAAACCACAUAGGUAGCCAUGUAUCAGGAUUCAAAUCCAGGUUGAAUGGCUCAAAACUCCAUAGUUCUUUUCAUAACUUUUCACAAUUGCCUCUCCAAUAAGGGAGUAGCUGAGGUUGGGAUCUCCAGCUAGAUCUAACAAACAUGCAAAAAUUAGCUAAUGAACAAAUCUUUGCAGGAUUUCCUUUAAAUUUAAAUGUUUUCAAUUAAAAAUAUAUUUCCUAUACCUCCUACUCUCAUUUCAUUAAAAAGAAAAGAAAAACAAAAUCUUUGUAACAAAUAUAUAAUCAAGAAAACCAAUUCCCACACUGACAAGUUCUGAAAAAUAUUUCAUUUUGUACACUGAACUCACCACCUGUAGCAUUCUUUACAAAACUCUUUUUGAAAAGAAUGAGUCAGUGACCAUACUCCUGGUAUGUCUGAAAGAACCAGGCAGAGGUUAACAGAGCUGGACAAUGCGGCUGCCCAUUUGACCACUGGUGUGACCCUUCACUUCGGGCUUGUUGCUUGGCAAUUUUGUCUUUCCUGAAAACAAAAAUGUCUGGAAUGCAUUAUGGUGGUGAUCCUAAAUAUGAAAAGAAUUCUCUUUCCCUGCAAUCAAUCCACAGUUUUUACUGGGUCUUUGUGUAAAUCAAGGAAUGAACUAGCACAAUCCUGCCUCCUCAGUAAGAAGGGCUUACUCAUAACUUUUAGAUGCCAACCCCCAUUUUUUAGCAGGACCUUGAAUCUUAUAGCUAGACAAAUAGAACAGACAGAGUACAUGUGAACAAAUAGAAUUUGGAGCAAAAUAUGACCUGCUUGUUCCUCUUUGAGAUUUCUCAAACUGGAGCGUUUUUUGAAAUCACCGGUAGCAUUAUCAGUGCUUACAUCACCAAGGUAGGACUCAAAGUUACUGAGCCUAGAGAGCUUGUCCUUACAGGUAAAUAUAAAAUCAUAGACUUAGAGUGAGAAGCUCAUUAUUAGGGCCAUCAAGUCUAAUUCCUUCAUUUCAUAGAUGAAGAAAUUGAGAUUCAAAGAGAUUAGGAUUUGCUUAAAGUCACAUGAAUAGUAAGUGGCAAAACUAGAAUUUGAACUCAGAUUCUUUGAUUCCAAAUUCAGCACCCUUUCCACUUAGCAUGCUAAGAAGUAUGAGGGGAUACCUUGAAUCUUCCAGGAAUUUAGAAUAAAGAAAGAGGGGCACUUUUUAGCCAAUCAAGGACUCCCCUCCCCCUUCUCUAUUCCAUUAGCAAGCUGGAGAACAGGCUAGGCUUCAGUGAUAAGAGUGGAUACCCUUGCAAAGCCUAUUUCCUUUUAGAAUAUUAUCCAUGUCACAGUUUCUUGACCUUGGCUUGCUCUGUGCUAAAUGGACAGAGUAUUUCUAUGAGAAAGGGCCUUUAGGGUCCUCCCCCUUGAUCCCCAAAUAGAAGGUGCUUAUUUGCUUUGGGUGAAGGAAGCAGGAGAGGGCUUUGCCUCCUGUCAUUCAGGGAUCUCUUUGAGCUUUUGAGCUGAAACCACAGGUUUCAAGUGUAAGCUUAAUUCUUUUAAAAUCAUUAAAUAGUAUUGACAGCACUUACUUGCUUCCCCUUCCCUAGUGAUAAAAAAGAAAUCCUUCCCUAGCCUUUGUAUAGAAAGAUAAAAUCAUAUGUAUGUGGCUAAGGCAACAUUUUAAAAUGACACUUGUGUAUUUAAAAUUUUUGUUGCUCUGUGGGGACUUAGGAUAGGAUCAAGCCAUGGAGCUCAUUGAGCCCAAUUCUCUCAUUUAAUAUAGGAGGAAAAUGGGGCCAAGAAAGGGUUAAUUGAUCAGACAGGUAGUAACAGAGUUGGGGUUUCUGGGGUUUCAAUUCCAUCCUUUGGGGGGGUACCAAAAAUCUCUCAUUCUUUAUUCUAUAGCAUCGCUUCCUCAAAGAAUCACAGACUCAAAAGAUGGAAGAACUUGGAGCUCAUUUCAUGAUCCCUUCACAAAUCAGCUCCCACCAGAAUUAUUGGAAUGUUAAGAAAUCCCUAGAAUACACAAACUGGUGAUGUUUCUUUCCUAAAGAGAAAAUUACCAGAUUUUAAACUUUUACCUAUAAUCCAAAUUAAAGCAAAAUAGAGAAUAUACAGGAAGGUUUAGAAAUGGCCGUGUUUCAAAAGUUCAUUUGUAGUUGACUGUAGGAAACAGAACUAUUAUAAUAAGCAGCAUUUAUGUAAUGCUUUCAGGUUUACUAAGUUUUACAUGUAAGUCUCUUAUUUCAUCCUCACAACAACAAUCUUAGGAGGUAGGUACUGUUUUUAGUUUUGUUUUACAGAUGAGGAAACUAAGGCAGACAGAAGUGAGGUGAUUUCUCAAGGCCAGACAGCUAAUAAGCUAAUAAGCUGAGGCAGCUUUCAUAACCUCAAGUCUGUACUAUCAUUGAAUUACCCAGCUCCCAGCCGAGUACCUACAGUACAGCAUGAUUGUUCAGAAUGAGAAUUUCCAAGUCUAAUGAGACUCUUCUUUUCUUCCUUUUCCCUUUUAAAAAUUUCAGUCUUGUGGUUUUAUUAUUGAGUUUUGGAACUGUUUGAGGACUAUCUGGCAUCUUUCUGUUUUGAGGAGCAACCAGUAUCUUUAGGAAGGACAAUUAGCCUGGUGGAAAGAGCAUUAACUUUGGACUUUGAAUCCUGUUCUUACCAUUUAAUAACUGUGUGUUCUUAGAUCAGCUAUGCUCUGACUUCCUUGGCCCCUGUAAAUUUUCCCAUAGAAGUCAGAAGAAUCUAGGUUUAUCUAUCACUCACCAUUAUCUAUUUUUUUUUUUUUUUUGGACACCACAUCUGGGAUGCCAAAGUUGUUUGUGAUUUAAACUUAGGAUCCCAUUAGCAUUAAUUAUCAUAAACCUUUGGUUGACAAAUGAUUCCAAAUCUCCCCUUGUCCCACCACUCUUCAAUUUCCACUUCCCCAAAGUUCCAAAAUAUGUUUUCUUAGAAACCGAAAGGAGGAGCAGAGGAAUAAACACAGAACAGUAAACUUCUCCAUUUGAUUUGUAAAUUGCCCAUUUAGAAACUGUCUCAGCCAUAUUAUUCUUGCUGUAGGAAAUUGGGCUAUCAGUGUUGGCAGAUGGCAAAGUGGGGGUGGGGUGGGGAGAUGUUUUGAGUCCUGCAAAGAAAGCCAAGCUUUUCCCACCAGUAUCCUGUGAAUUUUGAUGCUUUGAAAUGCUAAACUGAUUUGUAGGGUUCUGCAGCUGUUUGCUGUGAGCCCUGAAAUGUGGUUAAGAUAAAAAGCAAGGUUUUUCUCCCCUUUUUUUCUUUUCUCCUGGUUUUUUUAAAUCCCUUCCUUUCAUUUCUCCCUCUCUUUUUUCUGUUUCUCAGUGCCUGUAUGUUUCUUUCUUAAAAGAUGAUUCAACUUGCUUAUAGGCUGAUUUAAUGAAAAGAAAAAGUCUUGAGCUCAGGUGGCAGAUAAGGGACUGGGGCUCUUUCCAAAGGUAUUGAUGGAAGAAGCACAUGAUGGUGUUAAUCUGUGCUCGCGUCACAGGGGAGGGCCUGUGGUUUGACUUGAAUGACCAAGUUUUUAAUGGGAUGGUCGAAGGGUGGGUAUUAAAGAGAUCAGGUAACACAAAACAGAAUUAAUUGUCCAUGGCCACACUGUGUAGGGAGAUUUUUUUUGCACAUUAAUAACACUGGACAACGAAGUUUUAACAACUAUUAGAGGAUGAGGUUGGUGGCUUGGUUACCUGAUUGGGUGUUGGAAUUGCUCCCUACUUUGUUAAACCAUUUUAAGACCAUCAGCCCCAGAGUGCAAUUGUUCCUUCAAGGUCUAUUGAUGCCAAAGAGAAAGCUCUUUUAUCCCCUCAAGCAGAAUUCAACAACAACAACAAAACUCUUGCUUUAGUAACUCAAACUGUGACCUAUAAGUACAAACAAAAACCCUGGCAUACACAUGCUAUUCUGUUCUCAGUGAUCAUUUUCUAAAGGAUUAAGGAUUUUCUUAAUCUUCUGAUUGUGACUUAGUUUCAGUGGAGUGGAUAGAAGGGGGUGGGUGAAGACUGUCUAGAGAGUUGUAGGUGUUGAUGGAAAAAAGCUCCCUUCUGGAAAAAGCUUGGGGCCUUGAAGACAUUAGCCAUUUGGGAAUGAUGGCAGAGGACAGACAGUAGGAAUUCCUGGUGACCAAAUAUUGAUUAUGGGAAGUGGGGUAUAGUUAGUGAAAGGGAGAGAUUGUCACUUUUUAAAAAUUUCUGAGGGAGAAAAAAGAGCUUUGGACUCUUAAUUGAAAGUGAAUAUUUUAAAUAAGGUUUUCCAUGUAGCAUUGUUAGGUCAGAUGUUCCCCCUGUGGUGGAGGGGACACUGAGAGCUACUUCCUUUCUCUGAAGAGUAAAGCAAGGCAGAGAUGGCAAAUUAGGAUGUGAGCACAAAUUUAAAGUAUUUCCAGUAGGACAGUUGUCCAAUCUGUAGGCAUUUCUGUUUCUAAAGUUGACUUAGAAGUGGUUUCUCAUGUCAUUAAUAAUAUUUUCCCUGGGCUCUCUCCAUUCCUUUCCCCCCUUUAGCUUUGAAAAUAUCUUUUACUUACCUGUUAUUUACACCUCAAAAAUGGUACAUGAACUUAUAAAGUGAUACUGCUUUUAUUUCAUUUUUUGUAUUUUAAGCACAAGAUUUGACACUGCCUCAGUUGGAAAUGAACAGCGAAUGUUAAUGUAACACAUUGAAACAGUCUGAAGCACAUGAUUUAGUCUUCUUUAAAUAAAGCACUUUGUGGAGAAUG
This is a messenger RNA of Sarcophilus harrisii (Tasmanian devil), 6712 nucleotides long. It is a transcript of the gene RASSF2, whose product is annotated as Ras association domain family member 2. Lineage: Eukaryota; Metazoa; Chordata; Mammalia; Dasyuromorphia; Dasyuridae. Gene Ontology annotation, biological process: positive regulation of JNK cascade; positive regulation of protein kinase activity; regulation of non-canonical NF-kappaB signal transduction. The record is from RefSeq and is a predicted model, not a curated record. Gene Ontology annotation, cellular component: nucleus; cytoplasm. Bases 346 to 1326 code for a protein of 326 amino acids. The transcript is spliced from 12 exons.